CCGAGAGUUAUCACAGCUUGCUGUACCAUUGAAACCUCUGGUUGUUCCUAAAACCCAUAUGCUAAGCCCAUAGCACCAGAAUUUCCAACAAGAUGGCUUUGGAUAUUCUCCUCUCAUGGUCAACAACCCAGCCAUUUACAAUCCCAGCCACAUUGUUGUUUUUCUUUUUCCUUCUUUUCUGGUCACUCAAGAAAAGAAGUCAUACUAACACACCGCCACCGGAAGCUAGCGGUGCAUGGCCUCUGAUCGGCCACCUCCCCCUCUUAGGUGGCUCCCAACCACCUCACAUCACGCUAGGUAACAUAGCUGAUAAAUAUGGACCCAUCUUCACCUUGCGUUUAGGUGUUCACCGCACUCUUGUUGUGAGCAACUGGGAAAUGGCCAAAGAGUGUUUCACUGUAAACGACAAAGCGUUUGCUACUCGUCCCAAAACUUUAGCCAAUGAAAUUGUGGCUAAAAACUUCUUUGGUUUCGUACCCUACGGUUCAUAUUGGCGUGACGUGAAAAAGAUAGCCACAGUGGAGGUUCUUUCCGCCAAACGCACGGAGAUGCUGAAGCAUGUGAUGGAAUCGGAGGUGAAGGCAGCAAUGAAAGAUAGCUAUGAUUCUUGGGAAAAGAUGAAGGAGAGUGGUACUGAAAAAGUGGUGGUUACUGAGAUGGAGAAAUGGUUUGCGGACAUAACACUGAAUGUGGUGUUCAGAACGGUGUUAGGAAAACGCUUAGUUGAAAGAAUGGGUAGUGAUGGGAAUGAGGAAGAGAACAAAAAGAUUCGGGGGAUAGUUAGGGAAUUCUUUCGUCUCAUGGGGUUAUUCACUGUUUCUGAUGCUCUACCAUAUUUAAGAUGGUUGGAUUUGGAUGGUGAGGAGAAUAAAAUGAAAAAAACAUCUAAAGAAUUAGAUGACUUUGCUACGGUUUGGCUUGAGCAACACAAACAAAAGAGAAAGAAUAAUGGUUCAGGGGAAUGGAAAAAGGGUGAAUAUGACUUUAUGGAUGUGUUUCUAUCCAUCGUUGAUGAUGAAGGUUUCCAUGGUCAUGAUGGUGAUUCCAUAAUAAAAGCGACAUGUCUGCAACUAAUUGUGGCCGGCACUGACACUACGACGUCAACAUUAACUUGGGCUCUCUCUUUACUUCUCAACAAUCGUGAAGCCUUAAAGAAGGCAACACAUGAGUUAGACACACAAAUGGGAGGAAGAACUAAGAUAAUGGAAUCAGACUUUGAGAAAUUGGUGUAUCUUCAAGCCAUUAUUAAGGAAACAUUGCGCUUAUACCCAGUCGCACCAUUAAAUGUGACUCACAUGUCUAUGGAAGAUUGUGUUGUGGGUGGAUACCAUGUGCCCGCUGGCACAUCUCUCGUGACUAACAUUUCAAAAAUUCAACGGGAUCCUUCAAUAUAUUCUGAUCCAAUGGAGUUUCGUCCAGAGAGAUACCUCACAACCCAUAAAGACCUUGAUAUGAAGGGAAAAAAUUUUGAGCUCAUUCCAUUUGGUGCAGGCAGAAGAAUAUGUCCUGGAAUCUCUUACGCUCUUCAACUGAUUCAAAUGACACUUGCUACAUUAUUGCAUGGGUUUGAUAUAGUGACUGUUGAUGGAGGACCAGUUGAUAUGGUUGAAGUGUCCGGGUUAACCAACAGCAAAGCUUCUCCACUCAAAGUCAUUCUUACACCACGCCAAUCUACCCAAGUUUACACUCAAAAUUGAAAAAAAAAAAUUAUGUGGAUAGUUCUUUCCCUACCUCAAUUAUCUCUUUCUCGGUGGUUGUGCCUGGUUGUUCUCAGCUGAUCUUGGUAGUUUCCCCCAUCUAUUUGUUCUAGGCGUGGCUGCAUCACGUUGGUACUGUUAAGCUUGUGGUUGAUGUGUCCCUUUAUGUUACUUCUUUGCUGUUGUUUGUUGAUGUUUUUUUUCGCCCUGUUGUUUUUAGAUGCUUCAAUUCCUUUAUUUUUCUUUGUUGUGUCUUGGGCUGUUGUAUCCUUUAGUGUUGUUUUUGUUUUUCUGUGGGCUACUUGGAUUAGCCUUGUACUCGAGCGAAUAAAACAUUAUUGAUCGAUGAUCUACAUGUUGUUCUUCACAAUGCGUAUGAAGAAGUAAUUAUUAAAUAAAAAUGUGUUCUAGUUAUUUGAUAAAG
Messenger RNA from Lotus japonicus, 2121 nucleotides. Its product is annotated as cytochrome P450 CYP82D47-like. The coding region runs from base 93 to 1697 and encodes 534 amino acids. Gene Ontology annotation, biological process: defense response to other organism. Gene Ontology annotation, molecular function: oxidoreductase activity, acting on paired donors, with incorporation or reduction of molecular oxygen; monooxygenase activity; heme binding. The record is from RefSeq and is a predicted model, not a curated record. NCBI's taxonomy places the organism in Eukaryota, Viridiplantae, Streptophyta, Magnoliopsida, Fabales, Fabaceae. The transcript is spliced from 2 exons.